This is a messenger RNA of Aspergillus wentii DTO 134E9, 1614 nucleotides long. Its product is annotated as class II fumarate hydratase. Gene Ontology annotation, molecular function: fumarate hydratase activity. Gene Ontology annotation, cellular component: mitochondrion; tricarboxylic acid cycle heteromeric enzyme complex. The coding region runs from base 1 to 1614 and encodes 537 amino acids. The transcript is spliced from 6 exons. Gene Ontology annotation, biological process: tricarboxylic acid cycle; fumarate metabolic process; malate metabolic process. The record is from RefSeq and is a predicted model, not a curated record. Lineage: Eukaryota; Fungi; Ascomycota; Eurotiomycetes; Eurotiales; Aspergillaceae.
AUGGCCUCCUUGAAACAUGUUGCGUCGCGAGCCUCCAGCUCCUCCUCCCCCGCAGUCGCUCGUACUUUGGCCUUCGCUGCCCGCUCCCCCGCCUCUGUCAAUAACAGUCGUGCUCUCAGUUCCAGUUCCCGACAACUUCAACACUUCCCCCGCUUCCAGUCUUUGAACACCAUCUCCAACAAGAGAACUUUCGGUACCACUGUCAGAAUGUCUGCCGCAUCUCGAACGGAAAGCGAUGCUUUCGGUGAAAUCCAGGUCCCAGGUGACAAGUACUGGGGUGCCCAGACCCAGCGCUCUCUGGGCAACUUCGACAUCAACCAGCCUCAGGACCGUAUGCCCGAGGCCGUUGUCAAGGCUUUCGGUGUCCUGAAGGGUGCUGCUGCCACCGUCAACAUGCAAUAUGGCCUUGACCCCAAGGUUGGUGAGGCCAUCAAGCAGGCCGCCGCUGAGGUUGCCGAAGGCAAGCUGCUCGACCACUUCCCUCUCGUUGUUUGGCAGACCGGCUCUGGUACCCAGUCCAACAUGAACUCCAACGAGGUCAUCUCCAACCGUGCCAUUGAGAUCCUGGGUGGCACCAUGGGAACCAAGAAGCCCGUCCACCCUAAUGACCACGUCAACAUGUCCGCUUCCUCCAACGACUCUUUCCCCACCGCUAUGCACAUCGCUGCCGUUGUGGAGCUCGAGAACACUCUGUUGCCUUCCCUUCAGAGCUUGCGCGAUGCCCUCCAGGUGAAGGUGGAGAAGUUCCAGAGCAUCAUUAAGAUCGGUCGUACCCACUUGCAGGAUGCCACUCCCCUUACUCUUGGCCAGGAGUUCUCUGGCUACGUCGCCCAGCUCGACCGCAACAUUGAGCGUGUCCAAGCUAGCAUCCCCCACCUCCGCUUCUUGGCCCAGGGUGGAACCGCUGUCGGCACUGGUCUUAACACCUUCAAGGGCUUCGAUGAGGCCAUCGCCGCCGAGGUUACCAAGAUGACUGGAACCGAGUUCAAGACCGCCCCCAACAAGUUCGAGGUUUUGGCUGCCCACGAUGCUAUCGUCGAGGCUUCCGGCUCCCUCAACACCCUUGCUACCUCCCUCUUCAAGAUCGCCCAGGACAUCCGUUACCUCGGAUCUGGUCCUCGCUGCGGUCUUGGUGAGUUGGUUCUCCCCGAGAACGAGCCCGGUUCUUCCAUCAUGCCCGGAAAGGUCAACCCCACUCAGUGCGAGUCCCUCACCAUGGUUUGCUCCCAAGUGAUGGGUAACCACGUUGCUGCCACCGUGGGUGGUAUGAACGGCCAGUUUGAGCUCAACGUGUUCAAGCCCCUUCUGAUCCGCAACCUGCUGCACAGCGUGCGCAUCCUUGCCGACGGAAUGAACAGCUUUGAGAAGCACUUGGUUCACGGCCUCGAGGCUAACGAGCAGCGCAUCAACACUCUCCUUCACGAGAGUCUGAUGCUUGUCACCUGCCUGAACCCCGUCAUUGGCUACGACAUGGCCUCCAAGGUUGCCAAGAACGCCCACAAGAAGAACCUUACUCUCAAGCAGAGUGCUAUGGAGCUCAAGGCUCUCAGCGAAGAGGACUUCGACAAGUACGUCCGUCCCGAGCUGAUGCUGGCUCCCAAGGAGAAGAAAUAG